Messenger RNA from Cuculus canorus (common cuckoo), 1681 nucleotides. RefSeq names its product MIF4G domain containing (gene MIF4GD). Gene Ontology annotation, cellular component: cytosol. Gene Ontology annotation, molecular function: RNA binding; translation activator activity; protein binding. Gene Ontology annotation, biological process: regulation of translational initiation. The coding region runs from base 343 to 1011 and encodes 222 amino acids. The record is from RefSeq and is a predicted model, not a curated record. NCBI's taxonomy places the organism in Eukaryota, Metazoa, Chordata, Aves, Cuculiformes, Cuculidae. The transcript has 7 exons.
CCCCGGCGCGGGCGAGGAAAUGACCUAAGAGGAAACCGGGGCCGGGCGGGAGCAGCGCCGGAGCCGCGCGAUGCCCCGGCGGCAGCGGCAGCCAGCGGAGGCGGCAGCCAGCCCAGCAUUUUGCAUCCAGCAGAUCAUCUCGUGUGCGUGUCAAAGCGAGCUCUUCCUCUCUGUGCUGUGCCUACCCUCCUGCUGUCUCCGUUGUAGCAAGAAGCAGAAGACAAUGAAUGCAGAGACUCUCUAGGAGCACUGCUGGUGCUGCCGGGAGCUCUGCUUGGCUGCAGAGGGGACUGCCACUAGCCCAUCCAUUGCCUGGACUCUUGCCCUUGGAGGAAGCCAGUCAUGGGGGAAACGGGCAAAGAAGAGUAUAAAAUACAGUCGUUUGACAGUGAGACUCAGAAGCUGCUGAAAACAGCCCUCAAAGAUCCCAGCAACGUGGACCUGGAGAAAGUGGCCAAUAUUAUAGUGGACCAGUCGCUCAAAGACUGCGUGUUCAGCAAGGAGGCAGGGCGCAUCUGCUACACCAUCAUCCAGGCAGAGAGCAAACAAGCUGGCCAGAGCGUCUUCCGGAGGAGCCUGCUGAACCGGCUGCAGCAGGAGUACAAGGACAGGGAGGAGCUGCGCACCCGCUCGCUCCAGGCCUGGAUCUGCUACGUCACCUUCAUCUGCAACAUCUUCGACUACCUGAGGGUGAACAACAUGCCCAUGAUGGCUCUGGUGAACCCUGUGUACGACUGCCUUUUCCGGCUGGCGCAGCCCGACAGCCUGCGGAAGGAGGAAGAGGUGGACUGCUUGGUCCUCCAGCUCCACCGCAUUGGCGAGCAGCUGGAGAAGAUGAACUCCCAGCGGAUGGAUGAGCUCUUUUCCCUUCUCCGAGAUGGCUUCCUUCUGCAGGAGGGGCUCAGCUCCCUCUCCCAGCUCCUGCUGCUGGAGAUCAUUGAGUUUCGCGCUGCCGACUGGAAGAUGACGGACGCUGCCCAGAAAUAUUAUUACAGCGAAGUGACGGAUUGACGCCACUGCGGCAAGGGCAGCAAUGCACCCAGCACUCUCACCAGCUUCACAACAAGUUUGAGUUUCUUUUCACACUAAUAUUUUUCUAGCACUUCCUGUAAAUAGGAUUUUACUGGCCAAGGCCUCUGGGCACGUACCUGCCUGUACCUGUCUGCAACUGGGGCCAGCCCGGCUUCGGAGGUUUGGAGAGGCGGGAAGGGCAGUGCACAUUAAACCCAAUAAUUCUCCCAUGGAUUGUCCGGUCCUGGGCUGCUGGCUGACAAAGGGCACGGUGGGCGUCUGGAUCCAACCAGCUUUCGAGAUGGGGGUGAAGGAAAGCAGAGUUGAGGCUGCGAGCACUCUGCUUCACCCAAGAGCCAGCGGAGCUGCGGGACACAGAGAGGGAUCUUCCGCAGCUCAGGCUGUGCCUGGCUCUCUGGACAAGGCGCAGGGAACGCCGCGGCCCCACAAACUGCUUGGCCAAGCGCCAUUUUCCCAGCUCCUUCCAGCCCCCUGGCAGCACCCGCAUGGACACAGCCUCCCCCGAGUCAGAGCCACGAGACCUGGUGCAGGGGUCCCAGAGCACACGCAGCCAGGACAGGUUUUCUAGGUUUUAUACAGCGACUGUCACAUAUUUUUCAGAAUUUAGGAAGUUUCAGCUAUGGUUUCUUAUAGAGAAUGGGAGAGAAAG